CGGUAUUUUUUGCUGGGAAUGGGUUGAAUUGAUUGGCAUGUCAACUUGGACUGGUUUUAAUCGAGGCAAAAUUAUACAUUUUCGAGACUAAUUGAAUGUCAGACGAUUCUUAUUUCGAAGCAAAUGUUUUCAUAUUUCGACACAAACUUUCUCUUAUUAAAAACCUGUCAGGCUAACGUCGGUUAAAACCGACGCAAUGUGACCUUAUUUCGACGCAAAGGCAUUUAUGACUGAAACAUGUCAGACUUUCAGUCAAAACUAUGUCAGGCUAUAAUAUAGGUCGAAUCAGAUAUAGUGGCGGUUUUAAGCGACACAAACCUGUGCUUAUUUCGACGCUAUGCAAGCUAACGUCGGUUUUAAACGACGCAGUAGGCCCUUAUUUCGACGCUAUGCAAGAUAACGUCGGUUUAAAGCGACGCAAUAGGCUUGCACUGACAAGUAUAGCAGGCUUUAUGUCAGGUUACGUGUGGGGAGGUUUAGUCAGUGAUUGUGUCGGUUUUAAGCGACGUAAUGUAUUCAUAUUUCGACGCUAAGUUGUUAUCCAUAUUUAAUUUCUGUCUCCCUUCACUUCCGUGUUCCACUUCUGUCUCUCCUCUCUAUCACCCAUUUCUGGCUUCCUCUUUCCCCCAUUUCUAGCUUCCUCUUUCCCCCACUUCCUUCUCCUUCCAUUAAGUUUUGCAAUGGAUAAUUCCCGUGAAGAUCAACGUUCUGAGGAACUUCAUUUGGAAGAGGACGAGGGUGAUGCUGGUUCUUUUUUGAAUUGUUAUGAGUGUCAGUUUUUUUUUUUUUUUUUUGUGUGUUUGAACGAUUAUUAUUGCUAAUCUGAAAAUAUACAUUUGUUUCCUACUUUUUAAUUGUGUGUUUGUAUUAACAAGGUACAUCUCAACGGAGGCGUGGACCCUCAAUUCCUAAAUGGACGAAACAGCUUUGUUCGUUUGAUUCGUCCGGAAAAUGCAUUAGUGAUAACGCUAGUGCUUUUUCAAAACAUGUAGCAGCGGAGGUUAGGGACUAUAGAAAUCUUCCGUUGGAGAAAGAUUGGCGUAAGGUUACGGAAGAAGAUAAGGAAGCUUUUUGGAAUAGAAUAAAGGUAUAUAUAGAUCUUUUUAUUUUUAGUUGAAAAUAGAAGAAUAGGUCAAUGAUUGUAAUAAUAUUUGACUAGCGUGAUUUUUUUUGUUUUUUGUUUUUAUGUAUGUAGGGAAGUAUCUUUUUUGAAGAUGCAGAUAUAGUAAAAAUGCCUUUGAUCCGUCAUAUGACGCUUAAGAUUGCGGAGCAUGCGCACAAAGAGUUUAGAAAUAAGUUAAAAAAAAAGUAUUAUACUAAAAGAGCAGAACAGGUUCGCAGCGAGCCUCCUCCUGAUGUGAUUCCUACCCAGUGGAAUGAUUUGUUGGCAUAUUGGAAUAGAGACAAAACAAAGGAGGUUGCUGAAAAAAAUAAGAUUAAUCGGGGAUUGAAAUCAAUGAACCAUACUACUGGUACAAAAUCCUUUGCAAGAGUGCGGGAAGAAUAUCGGAAGAAGCAUGGGAAAGAAGCAGAUCCUGUAACCUUUUUUCGUGAAUGUCAUACACGAAAAGAUAAAUCAUGGAUUGAUGAAACAUCGGAGCGUACAGGGUCAACAAUGGAGAGCAACCUGCAAACAUUGAUUGAGUCGGGCCAAGACGAUAAUGAAGAUCUUAGGACCCAAGUUUAUGUUGAUACUAUGGGUCCUGAGAGGUAUAAUAGAGUCAGAGGAUACGGUCAUGGUGUGACUCCUGAUAUGGUGUCUUAUGCAUCUUCUGCAUCUUCUACAUCAAUUUCCUCUAGGAGAUCAUCUAAGAGUUCAAUGGCGUUGCUAAUGACUCAAAAUAAUGAGUUGAAAAUGAGAGACGAAAAUAAUAAUAAACGGAUUUCGGACCUGGAGAACAAGCAAAAUCAGUUGUUUGCAUGGUUUUUUCAAAGAUUUCAGCCACAACCACCAUAUAGCCCGGGAACCCAACAAUCAGGCCACAGUCAACCUCCUCAACAGUCGGGCCAAAGUCAGCCUUCCCCUGCAUAUCCGUAUGCUGGCAAUAAUCAGCAACCUCUAUAUCCUGUGUAUCCGAUGCCUGCGCAGCCCAUGCCAUACAUGCAGCAGCCGCCCAUGCCAUACAUGCAGCAGCCGCCCAUGCCAUACAUGCAGCAGCCGCCUUAUCAAGUGCCAGUAUAUCGACCUGAGAUGGCUGCUCCUAGUGGAUCUUUUCCUGAAGUUCCAGUUGGGGGGUUUUCUGGAAUGCUUGCAGGUGUUGGAUUUGAUGUGGACUUGUCGAGGAUUUUUGGAUCAGAUGGAGGAUCUCAAGAAGGAGGAUCUCAAGGAGGAGUAUCUCAAGGAGAAGAUUCUCAAGCAGAAGGAUCUGGACGACGUUCAGGCGCAGAUUCGGUUGGGUAG
This is a messenger RNA of Pyrus x bretschneideri (Chinese white pear), 2401 nucleotides long. RefSeq lists its product as uncharacterized. The record is from RefSeq and is a predicted model, not a curated record. The coding region runs from base 1232 to 2401 and encodes 389 amino acids. The transcript has 4 exons. Lineage: Eukaryota; Viridiplantae; Streptophyta; Magnoliopsida; Rosales; Rosaceae.